CCCGGGGCGCAGAGCUGCGCGGAUCGGCGCGGAGCAGCGCGGAGCGGCGCGGAGGCGGGGCGCUGCGAUGUGCAGGAUGUCGUUCAAGAAGGAAACACCACUCGCUAAUGCUGCGUUUUGGGCUGCAAGAAAAGGAAACCUGGCUCUCCUCCAGCUGCUGCUGAACAGUGGGCGAGUAGAUGUGGACUGCAAAGACAGUCUUGGCACGACAGCUCUGAUGGUAGCAUCUUACUAUGGCCACAUAGAUUGUGUGCGGGAAUUGGUGUUGCAAGGAGCAGAUAUCAAUCUGCAGAGAGAGUCAGGUGCAACUUCUCUGUUCUUUGCUGCACAGCAAGGCCACAACGAUGUAGUGAAGUUUCUCUUUGAAUUUGGAGCCUCCACUGAAUUUAAGAAUAAAGAUGGAGGUACUGCUCUUCUAGCUGCUUGUCAGUACGGGCAUGCAAAAGUAGUGGAAACUCUGUUGAAGCACGGUGCCAACAUUCACGAUCAACUUUAUGAUGGAGCUUCUGCAAUUUUCCUGGCGGCACAAGGAGGCUAUCUGGAUGUCAUCCGAUUGCUGCUUUCUUCAGGAGCAAAGGUUAACCAGCCACGGCAGGAUGGGACGGCACCCUUGUGGAUUGCAUCGCAGAUGGGUCACAGCGAAGUGGUGCGAGUGAUGCUGCUCCGGGGAGCCGAGCGAGAUGCUGCACGGGAUGACGGCACGACCGCUUUACUGAAGGCUGCCAUUAAAGGGUACAACAAUGUGAUAGAAGAGUUGCUGAAAUUCUCUCCUACACUUGGCCUGCUGAAGAACGGGACCUCUGCUCUCCACGCGGCCGUCCUGAGUGGCAACGUGAGGACAGUGGCACUGCUCCUCGAAGCAGGAGCGGACCCUUGCCUGAGGAACAAGGCAAAUGAACUGCCAGCUGAGCUAACAAAAAAUGAACGCAUCCUCCGACUCCUCCGCACGAAGGAAAAGCAAAGGAAAAGCUAAUGGAGCCCUGUAGCGAGUGCGGCUUGACAGAGAUGUGCCCUGACCACAGUAGUAUGACAGUCAACCUAGGCUGCCCGAGAAGGGCUUGUUGGGACAGUUUGCAGAACUGAUUAGGCUCUCCAGUACAUGCUCCCUGAACACACAAGGCCCUUGCCCUGGGGUCGCCAGGGGCUAAGGCCUCCACCUGGCAUCGCUGAACGCAGAAGGACUGCGACGAGAGCAGGGUUUGGCCUGGGAGCUGCGUUUGCACCCACCAGUCCCAGCACCAACGUUUGCUCAUCCACGCCUGCAGCGUAUGCAUCCCCACACAUGCAAGUGCCCUGCCGUUUCAGACACACGUCCCUGUACUGGCAUGGCUGCACACCCGUAAUGGGUGCCUUGGGGUGCACUUCUGGGUCGGAGGCAGUCAGCCCUUGUGCCAAAAGGACACCCAGACCUCACAGCUGUUUGGAUGCAGUCAGUGCUGGAGAAGCCCCAUGGUGCUGCUGCCCUCCCCUUGCUGACAGAGCUGACAGAGCUAGCUCAGACCAUUCCUCUCUACCUCCAAGUGCUGCAUGGGGCUAGAGGUGAGAUCCCACCUGCGACAUCGCAACAGGAAACAUCUGCCAGCCCAGGGCUUUGGUAACACUUUGGCUACUACAUGAAGCUCCAUAAAAAUGAUGCAGAGCGUUACAAAUUAUGCCAAAAGCUACCAACCAAACAAUAAGCAAGGAGAUGUCCUCCUCAGUGGUAGCAUCUUGAUCUGUCCAUCUGUCCAUCAAGAGAAACACAGCGGAGCAGUUGAUAGCAUUUUGCAAUGCGUACGCAGUGCUAUGGGGGUCCAUCCCCAACCCUACAGUCUAUGCACACGCAUUUUUGUGGGUAGAGGAGGACCGGUUACUGAGCAAACCAACCGGAGCAUGUCACUCACUGGCACAAGCACAUCAGAAAUUUAUGUCGGGCACAACAGCACAGACUCUAUACAAGUAGUAUACGUAUGUUCUGCACACGCAUGUAUGUGACACUAUGGUUUAGUACCCAUAGUUACUAUGCAACGCACUUGUUCCCCAGGUCUGUGAUGGGAGUUAAGGGACAAGUGUGCAGUGUACAGGUGUUCCAGCAGCUGGUGAGAGGGUUACACAUGGCCACACUCGAACAGGCCUGCUAAUUAAUGUGGGCGUGGCAAAUGAAUGCUCAACAGUAAUUUUGGCUUUUGUUGUGGUUGAGACGCUUGAACACCCUACUAGCCUGUGUGGGGCAGACAGUGCAAAUUGUAGAUGGUUUGUGAAGAGCUAUAUUUUAACCAUGUUGCUGUAAAACACCCCAUUAAAACCCAGCCAUUUUUGCUGUAUAAACAGUAUAUACUAAGUCCUGUUAGCCACAAAAACAUUUGAGAUUAUUUUAUAGUGAGUUGAGGUAUAGUGUUAGCUCAGUACUUAAAUCCACACACUCCACCUGUCUUCAAACCUUGGCAAAUUACUGAAAAAUUGCAUAACAAGUUGAGGACAGAGAAGAUUGUAAGGAAACAAAACUUUCCCCGCUUAAAAAAUGUCUGCCUAGGAUUCAACUGAAUUGUUGCAUUUUUGCUUCUGUGAGUUAAAAAAAAAAUAAUCUUUUAGUGAGCUAGGACAAAUGAAUGUAGUUUACUUAGUGCAAAUUAGCCGUAUAUAUUACCAAAUUAUAAAGUUAUUCUUUUCAUGAGUAAGUUAGGUAAGAAGUCAGGGUUCUGGUGAAGAGAACAGAAGUAGGCAUACCUUUGCUUGUGAACUGGAAUUGCUAUUCCAUUUCUACUCAACAUUAUAAAGGAAAGUAUUAAGUUUUCCAACAACAUGAGAAGACCCUAGAAAAAUCUAUUCGUUUAGGUAAUUCACGCUGCUGUAUUUUUGAAUUAAAAUAAUGUUGUGCCUAACAGAAACUUGCAGACAAACUGGUACAGAACCAAAGAAUUAUGCAAGAUGCUUAGUGGAUGAUUGUAUCCAGGGUUCAAUUCUGCAAAAGACUAAAAAAUAUUGAGCA
Grus americana (Whooping crane) is the source of this 2968-nucleotide messenger RNA. RefSeq names its product ankyrin repeat domain 29 (gene ANKRD29). NCBI's taxonomy places the organism in Eukaryota, Metazoa, Chordata, Aves, Gruiformes, Gruidae. The coding region runs from base 68 to 973 and encodes 301 amino acids. Gene Ontology annotation, molecular function: protein binding. The record is from RefSeq and is a predicted model, not a curated record. The transcript has 10 exons.